AUGGAUCUUCACUCCAGCUUUUAUGACUUCUGCGUUGGAAAGAGGUCCUUGCAUUUCGCCAUCGCAGACGGAGCGGAGCUUAGGACCAAUCUCAUCUUGGAUACCACUGGAACCUUGGGUGCAAUGGAGCCGAAUGAUAUACUGCCAGUCCGCACUGGCCAGCCGCCCUUACACGGUCCAGGGGCAUUGGUUCCAAGUACAGACAAUGCCUGUCAAAACCUCAUGCCAAAACCGAUGAAGCUACCGAUCUUAAGUUCCCAGGUUGGCCUUUACGUUCCGAGCCCUCGUUCUUCUUCAAUGCUGUAUCUUAACGGACCAUCGCAGAGUAAACGACGUUUAGGAUACUUCGCUGACCCCGACUCUCCGAGUCAGAUGGGCAUGAUUUCAUUUCUGCAACUCCCGUUUGGCCCGGUAACUGCCGUUGACGAAGAGAUAUAUUUCUAUACGAAGACAUACUAUCAAGGACCGUCGAUGAACAAGAGAAGCAAAUGUUGCCCAGGAGUUGGCGCUUGGGAGAAUACCUGGGCCGUAAACUUAAGCGCUACUCGAGAUCAACGUCGCUUCAUCACAAAGCCGGCCUUAUCAAGCAUCCAAAUCUCAAAGACAAGGCACGGCAUGUCGGUAUCCGCUUAAAACUUCCUCGGCAAACACAUCACUUCCCCCUUGCGCAUGACGGACUUUUUGACUUGGC
Molecule: messenger RNA, 691 nt
Organism: Guyanagaster necrorhizus
Lineage: Eukaryota; Fungi; Basidiomycota; Agaricomycetes; Agaricales; Physalacriaceae
Exons: 4
Coding region: 1-633 (210 amino acids)
Source: RefSeq, a predicted model, not a curated record